Radiomyces spectabilis is the source of this 1099-nucleotide messenger RNA. Its product is annotated as mitochondrial carrier domain-containing protein. Bases 225 to 953 code for a protein of 242 amino acids. The transcript is spliced from 3 exons. The record is from RefSeq and is a predicted model, not a curated record. Gene Ontology annotation, biological process: mitochondrial L-ornithine transmembrane transport. NCBI's taxonomy places the organism in Eukaryota, Fungi, Mucoromycota, Mucoromycetes, Mucorales, Radiomycetaceae. Gene Ontology annotation, molecular function: L-ornithine transmembrane transporter activity.
UUCUUCAGGUGCUCGUGGGUCAGGUAAGCAUCGAUUGAUAGAGGGCGUGAAAGCAAAAAGCAAUUCAUAAUUCCUGUUUUUUGAUUGUAGCCUUUUGAUACCGUCAAAGUCGUAAGUGCUUUGUUCCGUACCUGAAACCGACCACAGGAACAACGACAAUAACGGCCUCUUUUACUCUAUAGCGUCUUCAAACCCAGUCGACUACCAACCCCAUCUACAAGAACAUGAUGGACUGUGUUCGCAAGACCCGUCAGAAGGAAGGUUUGGCCGGUUUUUACAAGGGUACCACCACGCCACUCGUCGGUAUUGGUGCGUGCGUGUCGAUUCAGUUUGUUGUUCUUGAAUCCAUGAAGCGCCACUUCUCCAAGGGUGGACAAGAUUUGACCAACACUCAGUUCUACCUUGCUGGUGCCGCUAGUGGUUUGGCCAACUCGGUGGUGUCUGGUCCCGUCGAACAUAUCCGUACUCGUCUUCAAGUGCAAACCGGCACUGGAUACAAGGGCCCCAUUGAUUGUAUCAAGCAGAUCUACCGUAGCCACGGUUUGGCCGGUAUCUACAAGGGUCAGGGUAUUACCAUGGCCAGAGAAUUCCAAGGUUACGGUGCCUAUUUCUUUGCUUACGAGUGGCUCGUGAAGAAGUCGAUGGAGCGUGCCGGUAUCACCAAGCGAUCGGAGUUGCCGACCUGGCAAGUGUGUACUUUUGGUGCCGCGGCUGGUUAUGCGAUGUGGUUCACUGUCUAUCCUUUGGAUGCCAUCAAGUCCAAGUUACAGACCGAUGGUUUCGACAAGGCGACUCGCAAGUACUCUUCCGCACUGGACUGUGCUCGUAAGACACUCGCCGUGGAAGGCAUGGGUGGCUUCUUCCGUGGUAUCGGUCCUUGUUUGCUCAGAGCCGCUCCCGUCAAUGCGGCCACUUUUGUUGGUUUCGAAAUGGCUAUGCGUGUGCUUUCUUAGAUUCACCAAGGCACUCAGUUAUGCUUUCCUUUUCCUGUUUUUCUUUCAAAAUGUUCAUAUAAUAGAAAUCUCAAUAAAGACGAUAAUACCACAUGGCGCGGGAUAAGAGCAUUGGCGAUGGUAAAACUGUAAUGUAAUGCACGAAA